Eriocheir sinensis (Chinese mitten crab) is the source of this 8296-nucleotide messenger RNA. RefSeq names its product transmembrane channel-like protein 7. Bases 4919 to 7630 code for a protein of 903 amino acids. The transcript has 8 exons. Lineage: Eukaryota; Metazoa; Arthropoda; Malacostraca; Decapoda; Varunidae. Gene Ontology annotation, cellular component: plasma membrane. The record is from RefSeq and is a predicted model, not a curated record. Gene Ontology annotation, molecular function: mechanosensitive monoatomic ion channel activity.
AUUUUAUUCCACAAUUUGUAAAUUAGUUUUAGGUCUCCCCUUUCUCUUUUUUGUUCCAAUGUUGGCAGGUCCAUUUCCUUUAACCUUUCUUCAUAUGACAAUCCCUCCACUUCUGGAACCAUCUUCGUUGCCAUCCUUUGUAUUCUUUCUAUUUUUUUAAGUUUCUUCUUAUGGGAAGACCACACAGUUUCUGCAUAUUCCAACUUUGGUCUAAUCAUAGUGGUAAUCAUCUUUUUCAUCAUAUCUUUAUCCAUGUAGUGGAAUGCUAUUCCUACAUUUCUUACCAUUCUAUGUGUAUCUCCAAAUAUCCUAUUUACAUGACUCUCAGACUGUUGAUUAUCUUGUAUUAUCAUUCCCAGAUCUCUCUCUUCUUGAACUUUUAAUAUUUCUCCAUUUCCUAUUCUAUAUGUCCAUUUUGGUCUCCCUUCACUCUUUCCUAUUUCCAUUACAUGACAUUUCUUCACAUUAAACUCCAUCUCCCAUUUCUUACUCCAAUCCCAAAUCUUAUUUAGGUCCUCUUGCAGAAUUUCACAGUCCUUACUAUUUCUUAUGUGUCUCAGCAAUUUCGCAUCGUCUGCAAACAAGCUCAUGUAACUAUUUACUCUCUCCGGCAUGUCAUUUAUAUAUACAUACUAGGAAAAGUAUUGGUGCCAGUACCGAUCCUUGAGGCACCCCACUAUCUACAUUUCUCCAUUCCAAUUUCAUGUCCUUUACCACUGUUCUCAUUUCUCUUCCCUUUAAGUAACUUUCCAUCCAGUUUUUCAUUUUCCCUUUCAAUCCUCCUCUAUUUUCCAGCUUCCAUAAUAGUCUUGAAUGUGGAACUUUGUCGAAAGCCUUCUUCAAGUCCAAAUACACGCAGUCUACCCAUCCAUCCCUCUCCUGUGUUAUGUCUGUCACUCGCGAGUAAAAGCUUAAUAAGUUUGUUACUAAUAAACACCCUUGUCUAAAGCCAUAUAGUUUUUCUGUAAUUAUAUUGUGUUCUAGAAAUUUUGUCCAUUGUUUCUUAAUCACUUUUUCACAUAUUUUACUAACUAUACUGGUCUAUAGUUCAGAGGUUCUUCCUUUUUCCCACUUUUAUAUACAGUAAACCGUCAGUUAUCCGGGUGCACCGUAUCCGGGAGUUUUAAAAAAUAUUUGAUUUUUUCAAAAAAAUUAAAAAAUUGUCGCGCGCCGCCUAAAGGCGUUCAUAUUGCCCGCGCGAUGCCUCUAAGCUCUGUCCGGGCGUCGUACCACACCCGUAAGGCGCGCCCCAGCUUGCACGUAGCAAUGAUAUUGACGCCCUGGUGCGAAGGUUCGCAGGAAAGCUGUGUGCUUCGCAGUACAACUGGUACGUAAACGUCCUUGCCGAGCGCUGCAGACCAUAUCGAAGUGACGAGAGUCAAGGCAUUGCAGGUUUAAAUGGAGGGAGUGUCAAAGGACUGUUUAAAUGAAACACACAGUGCGAACCCUAGCUUAAGCCUUGAUGACUGCCUAAAUCCAGACUGGACUAGGUGAGCAGGGCUCCGUCCCCGUGGAGAAUGCGUGCGGGUCCGCUUGCACUCCUGCGGGAGUGAGGGCGGAAUAAGAAAUGCGGGUAAGUACCGCCCUCGGUCCGACAUGUGAAAGGAUUUUACCAUGCUUACAGUAAGGCGAGUAGAGGGGCCCGCAGUGGUUUGGGGGUCCCGUGGACCAGCCUGAUUUGGAGGUGCGGGCUGGCCGUAAAUCGUGGUUACUUCUUGUGGCUGGCCUCCCCGAGGUCCCGCUGGAUGCACUGUGCAGGGGGUACCCGCCCCUCUGGCUCGCAAGGGCAACACAGUGUAACUAAACAGCAACAGAUCACCUCGCAAGCGGAUGCGCCAGGUUGUCAUUGACUCCUUGGUUAUCCGCCCCACUCACACUCAGGAGUGGGGCGGCCUGGCGUACUUGCCCGGUGUUUGUGGGCCUUCGGGCUCAUUGCCGGGCUUAACCUGGUACCUGCGGGGAUCAUGUUUCUUAAAGGCCCCUCUAAGCGAGAAUAGUGAGAAAAAAUCAUCACUCACGCAAACCAUUUCAUUAUAUAUAUCAACGCAUUUGUGAUCGGUUUAUGCAUCAUCUAUUUUUGGGGGUUUAUAUCUGGCACAAAUUUGGCCCGUCGCUGCUACACAGUAAACGUAAAGCCACAAAUUUGGCCCGUCGCUGCUACCGGAUUAAAAGGGUAGCGCCCUGGGGUGCCUACCCGGGCGUCCGUGUAGAAGCCUGCUUAGAGUAGUUGAUGCUCGUUGCCGGCCCGUACCACUUACGGUAUCGCUCUGAUGCCUUCUGAUUGACCCGGGUGGUAAAGCCCGCGGUGCUCGUAGCCACGAGGUUGCUAACGCAGCUACGCAGCGAUAAAGCCGCGUGCGCGCACCCAAGAACAGCACAGAGCGAUCGGCCUUCCAGUUUUGUAAAACUGGACUCGUAAAAAGUUUCUUGUGGCAGCGCUGGGUCUGCUAGAGAACCUACGUGGUAAACACGAUGGUGCAGACUUGGGCGUUUAAGCUGCCACAAAUACCUGGGCUUUUCUGGGAUGGGUCCAGGCCCCGCUGCUGUGAUUGGCCAAGCAGGGGAACAUUAGCUGCUGCCUGUGAACACGGGGCUAGGCACCCCAGCAAUGGGUUAGCGGUUGAGGCUGUCGCGCCUAAUUGCCGAAUCCCAAGUAACAGAUCCCCCAAGGUGCAGCAGGACUGCGAUAAGCCAGGGAGAGAUUGUGCUAACCGUGGCGACGCUGCUCGAAUCCUUUUCUCAGCGCCCGGAGCACGUCAAUCGCGCGCAUUUCACUCCCUGGUGCAGACUGACUGCUACAAAGCCAUGGGGCGUACCAUAGUAUGAGUAUGGACAGAAGCACCUAUGCAGUACUCUGUCGUUGCGUUUAUGGCAGGCCAUGAUCGAGAGCUGGGGUUUCAGGUCCGUAGACUUAACCUACACCAUAUCCGGGUUUUUCCCAUAUCCGGGUGCCCCCGUGGCUCUGUUAACCCGGAUACGAGAGGGUUUACUGUAGUGAGCUUUUCCUUCCCCCCUUUUAGUAAGACAGUUUUCCGUAAAGACCGCCCGACAGACCUCGGCAAAGGUGGCGGUGUCAUCAUCGCCACCAAGCCGGGUCUUUGUGUUAAGCAUAGGCCUGACUUUGACAUAGACUGCGAACUCAUCUGGGUCCAGUGACAAACCUUCAACGGUAAAUUUCUUCUUCUUGCUACUUUUCACAGACUACCUACACAAUCUUCAACAUUCUCUGUCACGCAUACAGGUAGACAAACACAUCUGGAUCACGGGUGAUUUCAACCUCCCUGACAGUGACUGGACUGCAAUUUCCCCAUUUGACCCUCCCGAUGUAGACGCCCCUAACCCCAUUAUUUCCCAUACAAAUAGAUGCCAAUUACAAGAUACAUUCAUUGACAUCAUUAAUACAUUUUCACUUUCACAAACAGUACUCCAGCAAACACAAACAGAUGCUGUAACACGCCCCGCUGGCCACGGUGGCCCUAUGACCGCGGCACACACACUAGACCUUUAUCUCACCGGUCCCAACAACAUUCUUAACAAACACUAAGGUUGUUCCAGGACUUAGUGAUCAUGACAUACUCAUCAUUGACACAGCCCCGACCGAUUAGCCAUAAACAGAGACCCAGACAGAUAUUCCUUUAUUCAAGGGCUGACUUAGACAUGAUCAAAUAAGACUUAACUGCUUUCAGCGCUGACUGUUUUGCGACAGACCCGCACACAAGACUUUUUUUCUCUAACUGGAACAACCUGAAACCCGCCAUACAUGCCAUAAUGAACAGACACAUACCACAAAAAAACACUUUCUAGUAGAUACACACUUCCCUGGUUUUCCAGGGUUCUACAGACAACAUCGCAAAAAACAAAGACUCUACAGACGUGCGCAGACAUACAAUACAACAAAUAAUUGGACCGCUUACAAAAAACACCAAAAGACACUUGCCCUUAACAAAAUUAGCGGAACGCAAACACAUAUAACAACUUACCUCGCAGACAACGUAAGAAAUAACAAAAGAAACUUUUUCAAAUUCUUAAAGAUCAGUACCGUCUGUGCCGAAGAUAAGUUUUCGUCUAUCUUAACUGUUUAGUAUUGUAUCUAUCUUUUUAUCUGUUAGAUUUAUUGAUUUCCAUUGGUUUUGUGUUAUGAACUUGUGCACAAAGUACUCUUGUAAAAGUUUAAAUAAGCAAUCAUCUGGGGUCCAGGAACGGAUUAAUCCAUUUUACAUUGAUUCCUAUAGGGAAAACAGCUUCUGUUUUCGAACAUUUCGGGUGACGAACGGCCUUCAGAAAUUAAUUUAAUUCGUGAACCGAGGUUCCACUGUAUUUAUAUUUGCGUAAGAAAUUUCUGGCUAUGUCUAGUGACGCCACUAUGCGUACAUACUCAUACUGAUAAAUUGAUUGCAUAUAUGGUAUAUCAAAACAAGUCCGUGGCCAUUAAAGGUGAAUCUGGGAACAAAGUCAUCUUAAAAUAGUAACAUGCUUCCUCUUCAUGAACAGAUAAGGCAAAUUUUACUUGCACGUGAAAAAUGACUUUUGUGUCAGUUUCGAUCAGGCAGUUUUCAUGAUAGGAGCCCAAAGGCGUUUUGUUCAGCAAGAUACUUAAAACUGUUGGCUACUUGUUUCGCUUGUGCACUCUGAUCUCACGAGAAAAUUUUAUGUUAAGAGGGUGUUGCAUCUCAUACUAAUUAGGGGUUCUUAUGUUAUCAGUGACAGCAAACACUUCACGAGGGGUGGCGGAGAUAGGGAGUGGACUGCUAAUGUACCUGCCAGUCAAACAGCCGAGGGGACGUGACAAGGGGACAAAAGUGAAUUAGUCAACGGCACUCUGUUACUGCACGUUGAGGAAGGAGGAAAGAAGAAACGGCAGUUAUUCCAAGAUCACGUCACCAUUCAUCAUAAAAAGAGGGAGCCAAAUGGUUGUGACAUGAAACCUUUAUUGGCUCAGCGACAUAACCACCGCAUCACUGCUUUCCCGAAGGCCCGUGCGUGCCGUGUUCCCGGGAAGCUACGUCACCGCAAGAGAGAUCAUCGACUUGCAUAUACUCGCGCCUUGGUCUCAUGUACGGAAAAGUUGCCCUCGGUAAAGCAUCACGUCCGUAAGAGAUUUGUCAGCUAUCGUAAAAUUCUUCGUGGGGUGAGACGAGAGUACUACCCGCUGGAGCAUCACCAUUCAGGCACCUUCGUUGCUGGAUCAUCACAGGCACCCACGAGGCGUGCCGCAUCAACGUGCUGUGCUUCCCAGGACUCGAGCAUCAAGAGAGGAACUCAUCGCUGUGAAAAUAAAUUACGUUGCACGGAAGAUGGAAGAGGUGAGCGUAGUGCAAUCGAAAAUCAAGUGAUAACAGACCAGAAGACAACAAAAACAAACAAUCCAUCCGCACACACCACCCUUGGUGCUUUUCCUGCCCCCGGGGUCAGCUGGUGCGAGGCGGAGGGUAUGGAGGAUCACUGCCAGCAGUGGGUCCGCGGCGAGGGGAAGCCCCUGGCGCAGAGACGCUCGUGGUUGCUGCAUCUGAAACGCAUCCGCCAGGAGAAGGAUGCGAGGCGGAGCGAGAUGAUGGUGAUAAUGGAGCACAGGAUGAUCAACUUGAAACAGAAACUAAACAGAGGCAUGGAGUCUUUGAAGUUCACAAACAUUCUGACACGCAAGAUCAACGGAAGAUUUGGAGCGAGCGGUGUGGCUGUCUUUUGCUUUAUUCGAGACCUUCUUGUGCUGAAUACGAUCAUAAGUUUGCUCAUGUGGAGUCUCCUCGGUACACCUCUCCUGGGUAUAAAGGGAGAAGACGACGAUCGGGUCGGUGGAUGGGUGAAGCACUCUCAUCGCAAUUUUUCCGACGGUGCCUCCAUCACCAACGCCCCCGACUUACCAUAUGAGGCUUUCUAUGCCGACGACCUGGACGACCAACCCCCUGCUAACUUUACCGACGACAACUUUUGCUCCCCAGUCGCUCUCACCUUCGGUGAUGAUAAGGUGACUAACUGCAGCAGGUUCUACUUGGACUCUCUGAUGGAAAUGAAAGGCGGCAUUAAGACAUGGACUUCUCCGCCGCUCGUGUCACAGAUUCUCCUCGCUAAGGGUCACCUUGAGUACUCGCUGCUCUUCUUGGGGCGCUACCCCGCUGCUACGCCACAAAUGAAGUACUCGUGGGCGGCGGUUCACGUGGUGGGUGUGGUUGUAACGCUCGCGGUGUCACUGGUGGUGGUGGUGAAGCGGGUGGGUCAGUGGCUCUGCUUCAACGCCUCCGUCCCUGGUGACCUCGCCCUCUCCAAGAUGGUUUUCUGUGGGUAUGAUUAUUCCCUCACAGACAAGCGAUUUAUAGCCUCGAAACAGAACAAUUUAAAAACUGAAAUUCGUGCUACGCUGGAUGAAGAAGAAUUCCAGAGAAGCAAGAACCGAAGGACUCAUUCCCAGCUGGUAGUGCUACAUGCAAAGCGAAUCGCAGUCAACUGUGUUAUAUUCCUGGUUGUGUCAGCGGGGUGCUGGGUCAUCGUCAUGGUUGCCAAACACAGUCUGGAGCUGAUGAACAACACAAACUUUCACGACCCUUGGAUGGAAGACAUGACGCAGUUUCUUCUCAGUUUCCUGGAUACUUUGACGGUGUGGUUACUGGGACUCGUGUUGCCACCAAUGCUUUCUUCCCUGGGUUCGGUAGAAGAAUACAGCAGCCGAGUCACAUUACUUCUUUUCAUUCUCCGGAACGCUACAUUUAGGUUCAUUUCCAUUGGUGCGUUAGUGGUGUCCCAACUGAGUGUUAGAAAUGACACCCUGUCCGCUUGCCAUAGUGAUACGCCGUGCUGGGAAACUGCGCUGGGCCAAAAGUUGUAUGCACAAGUGGUUUGGGACUUCAUGAUGCGGGCGGUGAAGAUGUUCCUGCUACUCGUCUAUAGGAUUCUUACGCUGCCGUGUGCCCUCUCUGACGAUUCGUUCCUCCCAGCCUUUGACGUAACAGAAAAGGUGUUGGAUGUGCUGACCCUACAGACCCUGUGUUGGCUAAGCGUACCCGUGGCGCCGCUACUGCCAGGGCUGGUGUUAACAUCGUUGGUUGUUCUGUGGCUGCUAGAGAUGGCAGUAGCCCUGUUGGCCUCGCGACCCGCCACUCGCGUCAUCCAGGUGUCCCGCUCUUCUGCCUUGUUCAUGGUGGUGCUGGCAGUGGCUUGGGUUGGGGCUGCCGCUCAUGCCAUCGCCGUCUUAGGCUUCCUCACACCCUCGCUCGGAUGUGGACCAUAUCGGGGUCUCGACCAAGCCUGGAGAGCCUUCACGUUCGCCACGUGCCAUUUAGACGAACGCUGGGCGUGGCUCAGAACGAUGAUGUUCCGAUUGGACGACCCGACGUUGCUGUGGAGCGCCGUUAGCAUCCUUCUGCUGCCCGCCACUUACUACCUCCUGAUACUGCAUUCCCGCAAGAAUACCAUCAAGGCUCUGCAGAAGCGGCUCAACGAUGUGUCGCUCAGCAAGAGAUUCAUGAAAGAGAUGAAAAGACAACAGCGACAACGACAACACCGCGCACACCAAACUGACCACCACACAGGGACACGCAAGGAUAUAAGGAACUACAAGUGGCCAGACACCCUACGCAUGGCAGCUCCUGAGAGAGUUAUUCACAAAGUUUCCUCCUCAUCCAUAAAUAUAAUUUAACCUCCAUUUAAAGCUUGCAGUUUUGUUUGUCUGAACUAUAUAUCUACGUAGUACUCAGUUUGUUCACUCAUCCAACACCAUGUUCGCGAAUAAGUUCUUGCCUAUUUCCUUCUUGAACUUGAAGCCAUCUCAAUCUAAACAAGUUGACGUGUAUUAUUACAUGUUUUUUUUAAGUGCUUCAUUUAAAUCACCCUUGUUAAUGCCUUAUCGCAUUUAAAAACUCCACCUUUAUCACCUCGUAGUCUACGUCAUUCCAAUGAAUGUAGGUUAAACUAAACUACACUGGUUGCAGUUCAAAUGGGAUAUUAAAUUUUCUGACAAUACAGUGGUGUAUUGAGGCGGUGGAAUUAGAUGACAUAAUAUUGUAUUACCAAAUUUUAAUGAUGCACUUAAUUUUCCGAUAAAACACAGUAUGUUGAGGAUCGUUGUGUCCAGAUCCUCCUCUCAAUGCACAGUGAAUAAAGCAAACAGAUUGCUGGGCUUCAUUAACAUAAAUUCUUCAUUCCGGAAUAAAGAUGUAAGACCACCACUGUCAUUAUACAACACUUCGCUUAGACCUUAUUAUUAGAAUACGCCGCAGGUUUGGCUCUGGCAGAGGCUCCAUCAGGGCCACCAGAUGGCAGGUCAGUUCAGUGAAGGACCCAAUUACCCCCCACCUUUGGUCGU